Messenger RNA from Spodoptera litura, 5618 nucleotides. Lineage: Eukaryota; Metazoa; Arthropoda; Insecta; Lepidoptera; Noctuidae. The record is from RefSeq and is a predicted model, not a curated record.
AGUAACAUCGCGCGCGGAUUUUUUUUUUCAUGUCCUGAAAUUCUUCCUUUUAUCUUUAAAAACUACAAAAAAUACGUCAAGUGGUAGAUUGCUCUAUAAAAUUAACAGUUAUAAUUUCGAACCUUCAGAAAAUAAUUUGAAAAAAAUUGGUGUUUGUUCAAGUGAAUUUGAAACUUAAAAAAUAUAAGUGCGCCCUGCGAUCUAUUUUCCGUGCGGACUCGGGUUGGUUCGGUUGCGAAAAGUGGCGGCAUUCGGCCAUCAUCGGCGGCGCUCGCCGCGUAGAGGGCGUCCAUCCAACCCCGCUCGUGUGUGGGACAGAGACAGAGAACACUGCUGACAUGGCGACAACACGAAUGGAUUGAUGUUUUUCACGUGGAAAACUCAUCCCUUGAAUGUAUCCAUACAAAGGUUCCCUGCGCCCGACACAAAACUGCACUAAACACUAUGAAACAUACAAAUUGAAAAUGGCUUUUAAAAAGUAAACAUUAUCUAUUGUUGACGUUUUGUUGUAUUGUUCAUGGAACAAGAGAGAAUACUUAUGUAUACAUGAUUGAAUAGUUGUUGGUAAAAUUAUAUUUUAAGCCUCGACUGGCAGAAAUCAUAUCUUCCAAAGAAGAAUAUAUACAAAAGCAAAAAUGGCUACGCAGAGGUUUUGUUUGCGGUGGAACAACCACCAGUCUAAUAUGUUGUCUGUGUUUGAUCAGCUACUGCACGCUGAGACGUUCACAGACGUUACACUAGCCGUUGAUGGCCAGCUACUGAAAGCACACAAGAUGGUCCUGUCGGCUUGCAGUCCUUACUUCCAAGCUCUCUUCGUAAACCACCAGGAGAAACAUCCCAUUGUUAUAUUGAAGGACGUUCCGUAUUCGGACAUGAAGAGUUUACUCGAUUUCAUGUACAGGGGUGAAGUAAGUGUGGACCAGGAGCGACUGACGGCUUUCUUAAAAGUAGCCGAGAGCUUAAGAAUAAAAGGACUUACAGAAGUAAAUGAGGAGAAGUGCGAUAUUCCAGCUUUGACUAACUCGUUAAUACAGCAACAGUCGAAUGCGCACACUCCUCCUCCUCAACUACACAGAAUACAUCCAUACAUGCAUCAGAAAAGGCCAGCAUCGGGUGUGCCAACCGGAGGAGCACCUCCCAAUUUAUUAAUGCCUUUAUUGGGUAAUGCGUUGAUGCAGCCUAAACGAAAACGAGGUCGGCCUAGAAAACUCAGUGGAAGUUCAAGUGAUGCUUUAAACACUGCCGCUAGUCCUCCCGGAGAGUUCGUCUCGGAGCCUACCUCUCACGGAUCAUCGAACCGUCCAGGCGACCAACUGAUCAGAGGUUCUCCAGAGAUGUUGGAAGUUAAAAUGUCAAUGGAUAGCUUUAACGCUGAUGACGGGGCAACGUCAGGGGGCGAGGAAGCAGGUGAAGCCCUACUCAUUGACGAAGGUGACGACGCGCAAUCGACAGAGGCACCCACUGGCAAGGACUCCGAGUCUGCAGAUCCCGAUAAACCGCAAAAAGAAGAAAUACAACAAAACUUUUCAACAAACGGGCCUGUGCUUGCCAUAGAAAACGGAUCAAUUAAACAAGAGCCAGCCGCUGAACUAAACGACGGUUACAAUGAACCAAUCGAAUAUAAAUAUAAUCCUGAUAGAAGCCGCGACAAUUCUAAUUCCCAAGACGGUCCUAUUAAAGACACAGAAGAUAAAAACAGACUAGGUCGUAACUUAAAGCCAAAGAAUAGUAAAAAAUUACUACCCCAAAUGUCCAAAAUUAGAGCUCGAAACUUGUUCAAUCAACUAUCCGGGUUAUCCAGUUUGAAUCCCGCACUGAAUACGUUCGACAAAUUCCCACCGGACCCGGUUCUGAUGCCAGCUCUCGCCACACAGCUGUUUGCCGCUGAGUUAGAGCAAAAUAACCUCAACUUGGCUAACAACGAAGUAUCCGAUUUAGCACAGACCAACUGGGAACAUCGUAUAUUUCCCUCUCCUAUAAGGAAGGCGAAUAUGGGUAGCGUGGGUAACUACCACGAGGAGACAAACGAGUCUGUGAGAGAUUACUGCAUCAAGGAAGGGGAGAACGUGUUCAGAUGUAAGAUAUGCGCGAGAGUCUAUACACAUAUAAGUAAUUUCUGUAGGCACUACGUUACUUCUCACAAGAAAGACGUUAAAGUUUUCCCGUGUCCCAUCUGUUUCAAAGAGUUCACUCGAAAAGACAACAUGAUCGCUCACCUCAAGAUCAUACAUAAAAAUCAGCCCAAUGCUAACGAGCAGAUGGCCAAGCAGGAGUCCUAGACAGCGCAGCCGCAGUCGGCAACACUCAGUAGUACUCUUUGUCGCAGAUGUAUUGAGAUCUGAUUAGCCAGAGUAGACUUUAUUCAUGUUAUACGUUAUUUAACUUAAAAUUUGGAUUUUCAAUAGUUUAUAAAAGUAGAUUGCGUAUUGAGUAAGCGUUCGAGCUCUAAGUUUCAUACUUACAUACUGUAUGUCAAUAAGUUUGUUGAUAUUAAGCGACGCCAGUCGUUUGUUGUUAAUAUUUAUCUAUUUAUUUAUUGUUCCAUUUGUUUCUCAGAGUGCUAACUUCAAAGAGAUUUAUAAAAUUUUCUAUGAUUUACUUGUUAUUUUGCACUUAACUUGUUACUUAAUUUUAUUAGUUACAACUUUUUCAGGGUACAAAAUAACUACUCAUGGUGAUCGUAAAUUCGAAAGUAGUAUAAUUGUUUAUGUGCUGAAUAUUAAAUGCAAUUCUCAUUGAACUGAAUUAGUUAGUUUAAGUUUAGUUAAUAUAUUUAUGAUUAAAGCAAUGGCGUGGUCUUUUUGUAAAUAGAGUCUUGUGCUAGGCGAUACGUCUGUCUGUCUCGGACAGCGACGUAUCUCGAGAGGCUAAUGAAAAUGCCAAAUAAACUCUUUACAAAAAGAUUACAACAAAAUGCCAUUGCGUAAGUAGUAGCGGGAAAAUGCAUUUUCAUUUAACUUGCCUUAAUAGUGAUCUUAGUUGUAGAUGACGAUUUGACUUCUUCGAAGUAAAACUCAACACAGGCUAUGAUUUUAUUUUCUAGAAUUUGUUAAGAUUAAUUUAAAAUAGUUUAUCAAUGUUGAAAUAUUUGGUUGUAAAUGUUAUUGUACUAUUCAAAUAUCUACUUAUUUAAAUCGCUUAAAGUAUACACAUAGUAAAUACAAUAAAACGUAUAGGAUAGUUGGCGCUACAGUAUCACGGGCGAAACAUUGUAGUACUUCUACAGAUCAAACGUUCAGUUCCUGAUUAUUCAACAGAGCCCCAAAUCAUUUAGAUAUUUUAAUAAAAGUUUUAAAUUCCUAACAUUAAAUAUAAUAGGAUUAUAUUACUUUGUUAAAUGAUUCAAUUAUUUACUCAUGUGAAAUAUCUAUUUGUCAAAGACAAUACAAGAAAUACUGUAGCUAAUGUAUAAAGGUUAUCAUCGCGUACUGCAUCUGUUGUCCGGCCGAUUACAAUGCGGCCGUGCUUACAACGGGCGCAGUCGCGGUGCCAUAGCCGUAUCACAAACACAUCUACCUUAUUCAUAUUUGAGUUACUAUAAACUAAAGCAACUUUAAAACAAAUGUAACAUAUUAUAUAUUUUAAAGGUUGAUGUUUAAAUUGUAUAUAUUGAGAAGAUACAACAAGGCGUUGUUGUUGAAGUGAUCUUAGCAAGGUGCUUUGAAUGAAGUUUAUAUGUAACUGGAAUCAUGAGAUGAUUUGUAAAUUCUAUUUUAGUAGAAAACAAAAUGCCUUAAAUUUAAAGUAAGGAACGGUACUUAUAAAAUUAUUUACUUAGUUAAAUUUAGAGGCAAAAGUAGUCUUCCAUGUAAUUAUAGCGACACGUUUUCAUAUUUCAAUAAUAACGAGAAAAAUUAAAUUGUUUUAAAUAAUAAUUGUAUAAAAUGAGUUUAGUAAGUAUGGGUAGUAGUGUCUACUUCAAUAGGAACGUAUAUAUGAGUGCGACAGUACGUCGUCGACCCAAACACCAAAUUCUCCAAUACAAACGUAGGUCCAGGGAACGCUUGCCUAUUAGUGUGCCUUUACUUGUAUAUUCAUAAGUUUAAUGUUUAUCGACUACUAGACGACUAAGAAAUUUCAAAAAUGUUAUGUAUUAUUUAUUUUCAUUAUUCAGAGUUUACAAUGUCUACUUUAAGAAGCUUCCUUAGGAAUUUAGAAACCUUUUAGGCCCAAGUAGUUAAUUAAAAGAUGUAAUUAAAAUUAAGAAUAUAUCAUCUCAUGUUUUCCAUUUUGUUUGGAAAUCGGAACAACUCGUGAAUGUUAUUUACAAAAUGAAUAAAAAAAUUCGUGUAAUUUUCGAGGCGUCGGGUCUUGAUAAUCAAUAUUAAGACUGCUAAAAUUCAUAAAAACGAAUUUAUUGUACCUACCUUUCAUAAAUCUUUAUACGAAAUUUACCUUGAACAUUGAUAGGUACUUAAAGAGGAAAUUUAGACUUAAUAAUGGUGAGGCUAUUAUUGAACGAGUAAACAAAUCACUUACAUUUAUGAUAGUCAAUUUAGCCAGUGCCUAAGCUUAACCCGUUCAUUUAUGUGUACCUAGUUACUCUUACUUGGACUACAUUACUUGUGUAAUACAUGUGUAUGUAUCAUUGUUUUCUUUACCUUUAUAUUACACUCGAAAACAUACAUUUCAAACGAAAUUGUAUUUGAACUUAUAUUUAUUGUCAUCUCAAUAAUGAAUAAUUUUAUUAUUUGUUAAUGUUAUAUCAUAAUUGGUGCUAAAUUAUACUUAAGAAAAUGUCACAUGUGAUGUGACAUAAAUGGAUUGUCCCUAAAUAUACAUAUUUAUAUAUUGUUUGUUGAUAUUGUUGUUUUAAAGAGCAUGUAUAUUAUAGUCGUUACAUUAUUUAUCCGUUGACAAAUUCUAUCAAGGGACUCUAAAACAUUCACAAUUGUCUAUGCAAAUGAAAUGUUGUAAUAUUAGCAGUUCCAAAAUGAAACAAAAUAAUAAGGAUAUAUUUACUCACAGAUUACUAAGAAAACUUAAAGCAAUAUUUAUGAAAGUUAUUACAAGUACCUAAUUAUUGAAAGAUAGCUUAAUCGUGUAUAAAGAUUUUCUGGGUUCAGAUUGAUAUCAUAAUUUUCAUCUCAUAUAAAUUACUUCCGAAUAACUAAGUAUAUCAUAGCGGUUCAGUAUAAAUAUAUUUGCCUAGGGUUGUUUGAGGGAUUGGUGGAGAAGAUAUAAAUGUAGAGAAAUAUAUUUAUUUUUUUAAUCUACAGGGUUGUAUAAUACACCUAAAGCGUGGUUAUACUUAUCGUGAUCUUGUUUACACUAUUAUUUAAACAGUACGACCAUACUAUAUAUGAACAAAUAGCCAAUGCCAAUUCGUCAAACAAAAUCAUGAUCGUUAAGUUGUUAACUUUAUCUCUCACAAAAGUUAUAUUAAACCUACAGAUACGAAAUUUAAUUAUAUCUUUACUUAUAAAUUCACACGACAAUUAAAAUAUAUUCUAGAGUUUAGCCAAAUGUUAAGCAAAUCCAUAUUUUUUGUUAUUUGCACUUAGACAAUAGAGAAUGCAAAGAGUAAUGUUUAGAUACAUUUAGAAUUGAAAGUUACACGACAUAGAAUAUUUGUUAAUAAAAACAAAAUACAAUGGUAUACAAUAAGGUGUUAAUUA